UCAGUCACAUUUUAUCAUCUAGAAAUAAAAGGUUGGGAAUCCCGUAAUUAGGGUUUCUUCGCUCUUCCCUCGUAGGCCGUAGCUCACUAGACUGAACGCAUCUCCUCCCUGCUCAUCCUCGUCCUCCGGAGAGCGGUUCUCAAUCAUGGCGGAACAGACGGAAAAGGCGUUUUUGAAGCAGCCGAAGGUGUUUUUGUGCUCGAAGAAAUCCGGGAAGGGUAAAAGGCCUGGCAAGGGCGGAAACCGAUACUGGAAAAGCAUUGGUUUGGGGUUUAAGACGCCUAGGGAGGCAAUCGAAGGUACCUAUAUUGAUAAGAAAUGCCCCUUCACCGGCACUGUUUCCAUCAGGGGCCGUAUUCUUGCAGGUACCUGCCACAGUGCUAAGAUGAUGAGGACAAUCAUUGUUCGCCGUAACUAUCUCCAUUAUGUGAAGAAAUACCAGAGAUAUGAGAAAAGACACUCUAAUAUACCUGCCCAUGUAUCGCCAUGUUUCCGUGUGAAAGAGGGCGACCAUGUGACCAUUGGCCAGUGCAGACCAUUAUCCAAGACAGUAAGGUUCAAUGUAUUGAAGGUAAUGGCUGCUGGAUCAUCUGGUGGAGGAAAGAAGGCUUUUACAGGAAUGUAAGGUUUCUCUCUUAUUAGAAGGGGGAAAAGGUCCAAGGUCUUUGUCUAUUUUUCACCUCAGCCUGUGGUGUUUUCGUUAUGAGUUUUACAUCAAGAUGUCGGGGAUGUUAUAGCAAUGUGAUUUCUAGCCAUAUAUUUGUUUAUUUUGACAUGCAGCUUGUAGCAGUUUAUCAUUGCAUUCUAUGAUUUCUGGUUUUGAUGCAAAGAAAAGAUGGCUUUCUUUA
Macadamia integrifolia is the source of this 848-nucleotide messenger RNA. RefSeq names its product 40S ribosomal protein S11-like. The transcript has 7 exons. Gene Ontology annotation, cellular component: cytosolic small ribosomal subunit; ribosome. Gene Ontology annotation, biological process: translation. Gene Ontology annotation, molecular function: structural constituent of ribosome. The record is from RefSeq and is a predicted model, not a curated record. Bases 146 to 625 code for a protein of 159 amino acids. Lineage: Eukaryota; Viridiplantae; Streptophyta; Magnoliopsida; Proteales; Proteaceae.